This is a messenger RNA of Pseudoliparis swirei, 937 nucleotides long. Its product is annotated as proteasome subunit alpha type-6. The transcript has 7 exons. Gene Ontology annotation, cellular component: proteasome core complex; cytosol; nucleus. Gene Ontology annotation, biological process: ubiquitin-dependent protein catabolic process. The coding region runs from base 101 to 841 and encodes 246 amino acids. NCBI's taxonomy places the organism in Eukaryota, Metazoa, Chordata, Actinopteri, Perciformes, Liparidae. The record is from RefSeq and is a predicted model, not a curated record.
CCGUCAUUCAACUUCCGGGUAAAAAAACAGUGUGCAUGAAGUAAAGAGCUGCUUGAACGUUAGUUUUGGGUGAACUUCUCGGCCCACUUGACCGUGAGAAAUGUCCCGAGGCUCCAGUGCCGGGUUCGACCGACACAUCACCAUCUUCUCUCCCGAAGGAAGGCUCUACCAAGUCGAAUAUGCUUUCAAGGCCAUCAACCAAGGCGGGCUCACGUCGGUGGCGGUCAGAGGGAACGACUGUGCAAUUGUUGCAACACAAAAAAAAGUACCGGACAAGCUUCUGGAUUCUGCCACAGUGACGCACCUCUUCAGAAUAACGGAAAGCAUCGGAUGUGUGAUGUCCGGGAUGACGGCUGACAGCAGGUCCCAAGUCCAGCGAGCUCGCUACGAGGCGGCCAACUGGAAGUACAAGUACGGGUACGAGAUCCCAGUGGACAUGCUGUGCAAGAGGCUGGCGGACAUCUCCCAGGUCUACACGCAGAACGCCGAGAUGAGGCCGCUGGGCUGCUGUAUGAUCAUGAUCGGCGUCGACGAGGAGCACGGCGCCCAGGUGUACAAAUGCGACCCGGCCGGCUACUACUGCGGCUUCAAGGCCACGGCGGCCGGCGUGAAGCAGACGGAGGCCACCAGCUUCCUGGAGAAGAAGGUGAAGAAGAAGCCGGACUGGACCUUUAAGCAGACCAUCGAGACGGCCAUCUGCUGCCUGUCCACCGUGCUCUCCAUCGACUUCAAGCCCUCCGAGCUGGAGGUGGGCGUCGUCACCAUCCAGGACCCCAAGUUCAGGAUUCUGACAGAGACGGAGGUGGACGUCCACCUGGUGGCCCUGGCGGAUCGGGACUGAUGGUCCAGUUCCGGAGGAGGCUGUUGUUGUUUACUGUAUAUUCACCCAUUGUUCUAUCAACAAUACAAAUAAAGAAGUGUUUUUGAGUAAAAAGAC